Vitis riparia (riverbank grape) is the source of this 1720-nucleotide messenger RNA. Its product is annotated as cell division cycle 20.2, cofactor of APC complex-like. Gene Ontology annotation, biological process: anaphase-promoting complex-dependent catabolic process; positive regulation of ubiquitin protein ligase activity; positive regulation of anaphase-promoting complex-dependent catabolic process. Lineage: Eukaryota; Viridiplantae; Streptophyta; Magnoliopsida; Vitales; Vitaceae. The transcript has 8 exons. The record is from RefSeq and is a predicted model, not a curated record. Bases 93 to 1511 code for a protein of 472 amino acids. Gene Ontology annotation, cellular component: anaphase-promoting complex. Gene Ontology annotation, molecular function: ubiquitin ligase activator activity; protein binding; anaphase-promoting complex binding.
AAAUCCAGGCCUUGCUCAUCGCUCCCCGCAAUCUCUCUCCCUCGCUCCCCUGCAAUCGAUCCCCCGCAAUCGAUCCCCGCAAUCGAUCAUCGAUGGCUGACCCCCUUUCGGUUCUCCUCCUUGCACGCCUCUCCAGAGGGUCUUUGAAUUCUUGCCCUCAACAGGUGCAGUUUCUUCAGAGAUGGGAAAAUUUGGACAGAUUCAUUCCAAACAGAUCAGCAAUGGACUUCGACUUUGCCCAUUACAUGUUGACUGAAAGGGGGAAAGGCAAAGAGAACCAAAGUGUUGUCAGGUCUCAAUCCAAAGAGGCCUACUUGAAACUACUGGCUGAGACAUUCAACAUGAAUCGCUCUCGCAUCCUCGCCUUUAAGAACAAACCACCUACUCCAGUAAAAUUGAUACCAGAUGAAUUCUAUUCUUCUGUUCAUCAAUCCAAGCCCUCAAAGCCUCUGCGGUGUAUUCCUCAGACUCCUGAGAGGACAUUGGAUGCUCCUGAUAUUAUAGAUGAUUUUUGCUUGAACUUAAUGGAUUGGGGUAGCAGCAAUGUUCUUGCACUUGCUCUUCAAAACACAGUAUAUUUGUGGGAUGCUUCAAAUGGUUCUGCCUCAGAGCUUGUCACUGUUGAUGAUGAGAAUGGCCCUGUUACAAGUGUGAGUUGGGCUGCUGAUGGACAAUAUCUUGCCAUUGGCUUGAACAAUUCUGAUGUUCAGCUAUGGGAUUCUACAGCUAAUCGACUGCUGAGGACUCUAAGAGGUGGCCACCAAUCACGAGUUGGUUCUCUAGAUUGGAAAAACCACAUCCUUACAACUGGGGGAAUGGAUGGUCAGAUCAUUAACAAUGAUGUGAGAGUGCACUCGCACAUUGUGGCAACUUUUAGAGGACACCGGCAAGAGGUCUGUGGACUGAAAUGGUCUACCUCUGGCCAACAGUUAGCGAGUGGAGGAAAUGACAAUUUACUCUACAUAUGGGAUAGGUCGAUGGCCUCUAUGCAUUCACGUUCUCAGUGGCUUCACAGGCUUGAGGAUCACACUGCUGCAGUAAAAGCGCUUGCUUGGUGCCCUUUUCAGCGCAAUUUGCUGGCGUCUGGAGGAGGUGGGAGUGAUGGUUGCAUAAAGUUUUGGAACACCCACACUGGCGCAUGCUUGAACUCAGUGGACACUGGCUCACAGGUCUGUGCUCUGCUGUGGAACAAGAACGAGCGUGAGUUGCUUAGCUCCCACGGCUUUAUGCAGAAUCAAAUGACCCUCUGGAUGUAUCCAUCAAUGGUGAAAAUUGCUGAGCUUACUGGUCAUACAUCCAGAGUUCUUUUCAUGGCUCAGAGUCCAGAUGGACGUACAGUGGCAACUGCUGCAGGAGAUGAGACUCUCAAGUUCUGGAAUGCUUUUGGCACGCCAGAAGUGAAAAAGGCUGCACCAAAAGCAGAGCAUCCUGGGCCAUUUCCUCAUAUAAGGCGAAUCCAUUCUUUCCAAGAAUGGGAAAAUUGGCAGUGGAGAAGGAACAUGUUGAGAUAGUGAAGCCUUACGCAGACACAUGAGAGUAAAGAAUAGUCGUUCUCCAGAACUCUCUUGAAGUCCUCCUCAGCAACGAUAUUGAUAUUGGCAAAAAGGGUUGGAUGAGCAAUGAGAGGAGCGUAGCCCGAACUUGAGGAGAUGACAUCUGUGUGUGGUCUAUAUUUUUUUUAGAUAGAUCUCCUUAUAUGGUGGAGUAGUUCAUUAUGGCU